UGAAGUGAUCAGAGUUCAGAGCACUAAGUGGUCAGAGAGGGAAUGACCAGCAGCAAGUAGGACAUCUGCACUCAGCCAUCUCCUGAGGCUGAACUGCCCCACUGAGAAGAUGAAGGUCUUCGUGGCUGCCCUCUUUCUCCUCCUCCUCAGCCUCAGCACUGCUUCUGCUUCUGCUUCCUACAGCCAGGCAAGAAGUCCUAUGUCGGUGAACAUUUCACCCAGCUGCUGCCUGAAGUAUGAAGAGAAAGUAUUACCAAGGAAACUGGUGGUGGGAUACAGAAAGGCCUUCAACUGUAACCUGCCAGCAAUCAUCCUCGUCACCAAAAAGAAACGAGAGAUCUGCACCAAUCCCAACAACAAGUGGGUCCAAGAUUACAUCAAGGAUCCCAACCUGCCUUUGCUACCCCCCAGGAAGUUGCCCCAGGUUAAAUCUAUCUGAUCAUAGAAAGGCCUAGCCCAGCUCCCCAACUCCUCAUGAUAAUUAAGCCUCGGUGGGAGCCCAGGUUCAAGAAAGAAAGGUGUGACCCUAUGAAAAAUGAGGGCAGCCUUGUGGUCUGAAUGACAGUCACAUUCAGAGAAAUGAGCCAGUGAUCCAAAAAAUAAAAGUACUUUGAAUAUUUUCUCAAUCUCUGGAGGAAAUGCCAGAGUUAAGGGAGGUGAGCAGGCAUACAUUCUUAAUACACAGAAAAACGCCUUCCACAUCUUUCCCCUUGCUCACAAUCUCUCACCUAACACCAGUACAACCAUUCUAAUAACUGCAUCCCACUCCCAACCAGCCUGACUCAUUAAGAGCUCCACAGAACUCUUGACUUUUCUUGUCCAUCCUUAUCCUAUUUCUAGAUCGCUCCCCCCCACACCCCGCCCUCUAUUUUUUUUUUUCUUUUAAAACAUAAUUUUUGGGAACAUUUGAAAUCUAGUGUCCCUGCAUAUGUCAUCAGUUUGGCUUUGGCUUAAAUGAACAUAUACAAAAACUCUCAGGAAAAAAAAGGAAUAACUUUUUCUUAGCAGGCCAGGGUGGAAAUAUCACAUGCUAAUGAUCUUUGUCUUUUUUUUUUAAGUGUCACCUGAGAAUAUGUUUAUUGAUUUUUAGAGAGGAAAGGGGAGAAAGAGAAAAAAACAACAGUGACAUCCAGCCACAAGCUAGGUAUGUGCUCUGACCAGGAAUUGAACCCACAAACUUUCAGUGCAUAGGACAAUGCUCCAAUCAACUGAGCUGCCAGGCCAGGGCUGAUCUUGGACACUUUUGCUGAGGUUUUGCCACCUCCCUAAGAUUUGGUCUCCCCCUCAGGUGGCGUGGGUACAGAGAGUGUAAAAACAAAAGAAGAGGUGAGACUUUCUAGCUCCUACACUAAGCUUUUCGGGACAGGAAAAGGGCAUUAGACUAGGUUAAGGGUAAAAAUCUUGGUCCAAAACUCAACCAUUCAAUAAAGAAAAUUUCCUUUAAUCCUAA
Molecule: messenger RNA, 1450 nt
Organism: Myotis daubentonii (Daubenton's bat)
Lineage: Eukaryota; Metazoa; Chordata; Mammalia; Chiroptera; Vespertilionidae
Gene: CCL16
Product: C-C motif chemokine ligand 16
Biological process (GO): chemokine-mediated signaling pathway; inflammatory response; positive regulation of GTPase activity
Cellular component (GO): extracellular region
Molecular function (GO): chemokine activity; CCR chemokine receptor binding
Source: RefSeq, a predicted model, not a curated record